Molecule: messenger RNA, 288 nt
Organism: Schizosaccharomyces cryophilus OY26
Lineage: Eukaryota; Fungi; Ascomycota; Schizosaccharomycetes; Schizosaccharomycetales; Schizosaccharomycetaceae
Product: 40S ribosomal protein S30
Exons: 3
Coding region: 18-203 (61 amino acids)
Biological process (GO): translation
Cellular component (GO): ribosome; cytosolic small ribosomal subunit
Molecular function (GO): structural constituent of ribosome
Source: RefSeq, a predicted model, not a curated record
CAGCCACUACCAACAACAUGGGUAAAGUUCACGGAUCUCUCGCUCGUGCAGGAAAGGUAAAAUCUCAAUGCCCCAAGGUUGAGAAGCAAGAAAAGCCUAAGCAACCUAAAGGCCGUGCUCACAAGCGUCUUGUAUAUGUUCGCCGCUUCGUUAACGUUACCAACAUGGCCGGCGGCAAGAGAAGAAUGAACCCUUCUUCUUAAGCAGAUAACUAAAGCUUAGGGCUUUAUAAUUAAGACUCCUUUGCAUAUUUUACGAAAUGAGUUGAAUAAGAGAAUCUGCUCGCCA